AGACCGUGUCUUUCCAAUGCUACUUUGCUGAGUGAGAGAGGCAACCCACGGAGAGUCCACCUGCUUAUUACCCAGCGACCCCAUACAACUGUAAUUCUAACUCCCUGUAGGGGCUGUCUCUGUCGAACGCCCAUCGCUGAGGAUACACCAACCACUUCGACAACCUAAUCCCGAGGAAAGGAACUGUCGUUCAGUCUCGUUAACAGGAUGAGGAACAUCGUGGUCUUUGCUGUCUGCUUUGCAACUUUAGGGAAAGUCCUCGCUUUCCCAGAUGGGCCUCACAUUAGUACAUGUCUGACGAUGUAUCCAAAACACUAUGUGGACUUGAAGACCACGGGUUCGCCCUUCAGCAUCAGCCUUUCAAACGACACUUACUCACCUGGACAGAACAUCACAGUACAAAUCGUCACGACGAACUCAUCCCACACAUUCCGAGGAUUCCAAGUCGCGGUUCAUCGGGUACUGGGGUCAAAUAACAGCCAGGAACUAUUGGGUACAUUCAGCACUAAUGACAACACCACACAGCUUGUGACAUGUGUCGGAGAACCUAAGAAAAUGUUUGGCCAUGCCGUUAAUAUUAACCGCACAGUGGCAACGGCCACCUGGACAGCACCAGCCCAGAAUGCCGGCGAUGUUGAAUUUCAAGCAACGGUCGUGGAAUCAUUCAGUGUCAUCUGGUACGGAAUUAAAACAAAGCUUCGUGCAGCACCUGGUAUCAGUGUGACCCAACCGCAAAAUAUCGUGCCACCAUUGACGAUACAACAGAAUCUGCCAGAUUGGGGGGAGUGCGGAAAAAGCAAGGGCUGCUUUCUGCACCCCCUGCCAGGCAAUACGAGGUGCGUAGGGGAUGACUGCCAGGCCGCCGUGUCUUAUAGACAGAAUGGUGACCUCUUCACCUUCGAGAUGUCAGCAGCAGGACAAGACUCCUACCUGGCCAUUGGCUUUUCUGAUGACGAACUUAUGGGAGAUGAUCAGGUCAUUGUGUGCACGGCCAUUCCUGAGCAUCAGUCGAUACAACUGAGCUAUAACCCUGAGAAGUACACUUACAGACAGUACACGAUGGGUAUGUCCAACCUUGCCACCAGACAGGUAAAUGGACGAGUCUACUGCACAUUCACACGCAGAGCAGAGCUUAACUCUACAAAAAAUGAUGGCAGUCCACGACCUUUUGACCUGGGCACCAACUCAUAUUUUAUUUUCUUGGCAUGGGGAAAUGUGGGGACAGGUACUGACGUUAUGACCAAGCACAUCGAUUCGCCAGCAGUUUCUGUUGGAAAGGUGAACCUGAGAACAGUCACAGUCAUUUCCAAGGCACCACCAGCCCUCAGUCCUGCCAGCAGCUGCUGUCUUCUCGUUUCUAGUAUUAUCAUCAUCUUUGUGAUGAGCACCCUUCAAAAGUCAUUUUCUCUUUAAUUAAGUUGGUUAGUUUUGCGAUAUUGUUGAACCAAGAUUUGCUGUAAGGUAAAAUUUUUAAAAAAAAAAAACAGCGACAGAAGUGAAACAAACCAAGUGUUCUAUCUUGUUUUGAGUGGCAUUGUUAUAAUUGAAAAAAAUGGUGUGUAAGUCAUUUAAUUUGCCGAGUUUCAUCAAAAUUUCUUCUCACUAAAAAGCUCUGUAAAUUUAUGAUCUAGGUGAACUGUGUUUCACACGGAGCCAUUUGAUGUUUAAUCUUUUAGCAAAGUAUUUGCAAACUCCACCUUAAAUAAUUGAUGUUACAGAUAAUGCUCAACAAAGUUUAUUAUCAUCAUAUCUGCUUUCUCUCACAUUUUUCAGAAUAACGAAGAUAAAGCAGACAGCGAUGAUUUUCUCCCUUGACUAAUUCUAGAAAGUAAUGCUAGACUUACUUCUCUGCUUCCUUUUGAGAAUCUGUGGAAAAUUGUCCAUUUCAAGCUCACGUUAAACCUGAUGUACUUACAAUUGCAGAGGUGUGAAUCUUGCCAAGGUGAUCACAUUUACUGGCUUAAACCAAGCUUUGUCUUGCAGCAUCAACUCAUGAAAGAUAACACUGAUGAUCUAUGUACUAUUAUGACACAACCCAUGAAUAUUUUUAGCAUCCUCACUCUUAAUAAAAUUCUUGAAAAUAGAAGUUUUGUUUGAGCAUUUCAGUGCAAAAAUGUGUUGUAAUUGUCCUUGCAGAUUAUUAAAAUGGCUCUGUAGCCUUGAACACGUGCAUGCUGAUACUCAACCCUGAUUCUCUUGAUCGAUAUGGACUUAAAUUGGGUAGUACUUUAUAGCAGGCAUGUUAAACAUGGCCUUUUGCAAGCACACCCAUGGGGCCCACACAAAGAACACUAUAGACGUGCGGCCCUCAUGACAACACAAAUGUGAUCCAUA
Molecule: messenger RNA, 2334 nt
Organism: Pomacea canaliculata
Lineage: Eukaryota; Metazoa; Mollusca; Gastropoda; Architaenioglossa; Ampullariidae
Product: putative ferric-chelate reductase 1
Exons: 9
Coding region: 208-1413 (401 amino acids)
Molecular function (GO): oxidoreductase activity, acting on metal ions
Source: RefSeq, a predicted model, not a curated record